UCGAACUCUUCAUCCUCCGUAUCGGAAAUCAUCAGUUGGGCGAUGGCAGCAUCCAGCAAACCCAAACCCAUAUCGCCCGUAUCUUCACCGUCAGAAUCAUCGGUUUCGGUACCCUCAAUGCCAUCGCUGGUCAGUCCAGGAAUGAUGUCGGCCUUCGCGAAUCCUCGGAUGAUAAUUCUGGCGGAUACUUUAUGCCAGGCAUCCACUAUCCACUGGCACACAGCGAAGGAGUGUUCUCCUUCCACCAUCCAGUUUUCCUACAUAAUUUGCAGUUUUGCCUUGAAGGAACAAAUGACACUUGGGUCCAAUGGCUGCACUUCUUUGGUGAAACCACCCAGUACUACAGCAAGCUCUGAGUUCGUCUUUUUCACCAGGGCUUUCAUACUUUCUGUUUUGUGGGCACGCAUGGAGUCGUGAACCAACAAUGCCAGCAAUGCACGAAAAAAUCUAUCUAGUCUGUGAACGUAAACUACUGAUAGCCUAUUCUUCAUCAUCUCUUCAUCCAUCCAGCCUUUCGGAUUCACUUCAACAAUUAUUCCAGCUGGAAGUGUUUCUUUAGGCAACGUUUUUCUUUUAAAACUUACCAUUGGGGGUAAUUUCUGCCCAUUUGACAAAACACUAAGAACUACAGUAAAUUAUGUCUAUUCAUUUCCUAUGGUGCGAAUUGCUACCGUUGACGUUCCAGUUCUCUCAACAGUUCGGGUCAGCGGCAUAUCAAAGGUGAGGGGGACCUCAUCCAUGUUGAUGAUGUGGCUGGCCUGUAUAUUUUUUUCAGAGAUCUUGCUUUUUCAGUAACUCCAGAAACUGGCUAACUUUUCCUCGUAAUCCACUGGCAGCUCCUGAAAAACCAUCGUCCUUGUACAGAUAGAGAGCUGCCGCUGUUUCAGGAAAUGGAAGCACCAAGACAGCCCUGCUUUAAAGUCAUUUAUACCCAUUUCAUUUGCCAUCGCUUUGGCUUUUAUCCGAACGGCGACAGUUGAGAAUAUUGCUUACAUAUUUCAGAUAGAACAAGACAGGUUUUAUGCGUAGUUUAUACGUAUUCUAGCGUGUUAUGAAAUUAGAAUUCUAAUAAGCUAACAAAUAGUGGUCCGAGUUUAUGUGUUAACUUCUUGGAAAAAUCCUAUAUAAGAGUACUUAUUGGGGAGAGCUGUUGCUUUAUGCCAUUUGUUUUAUACCAUUUGCUUUUACCACUGCUUUUGCCAUUGCUUUUCUAUUUUGCUCUGCCUUGUUUCGCUUGCCAGCAUCAUCAACACCCAAGAAAAAGACAGGAGCUCCAGCAGCAACAGCAGCGCUCACCGGGACCCCCAAGAGUGGCUCCUGCUUCCAUUUGAGACUUUAUACCAAAACGUAGCAUGGACUUUGAUGUCUAUGACUGUGCCUUUUGAAACUGAUGCGGUUUUGUAAUAAACAGCAUUUUAGCAAUUAUUAGCUGCUUUAAUCCUUUAAGAUAACCCAACAAAGUUGGUAUGUAGAGAGCACCAGAGGUCUUAACCUCACACCUGCUGCUUAGCUCAUUUAAGAUAACCUGACACAAAGUGAUGCGUCAAGAGUACCAGAGGUUAGAACCUCACAGGUGGGGCUUGUUGUAUUUCAUUAUUUGGUUUAUAUUUGGCACUGAAAUGGUUUCUCCUGUGGUUCCCCCAUGGUCUAUAUGGUUUAAACGCCCCCAGCUGCACCUGAUUGGCUGUGGUCUGGGGUUCCUCCACCCCUUGCGGAGGUUUGAAAAAUCCCCAGUUUUCCCAUGGACUCUCUCUCUUUCCCUGGAAGUCAUUCGAGAAUCAAGUCUUGGAUUAUCCUGGGAAGAAGAGCCUCCUUGGUCUUUCGCUUUGUCCAUGUUAAAUCCACCCCAUCGCUGACCUGGAACUAGCCAAGGCAGGUUGGAGUGUAGGGAGGGGACUGUAGCAGGCAGCCUCUUGCCAUGACCCAGAAUGUCGCAACCUGCCCAGAGAGAGGGUCCCGCAAGAGACAGCCUUCUGAGGGGAUCUUCCAGCAGGUCUCCUUGCCACCAGAUAAACCUCAGCAAGGUGGGCAGCCUAUGGCUGCAAGCAAUCAGCUCUCAAUGAUUUCAGCUCAGUGAUUUCAGCUCUGCUUGCGAAGGUAUCCCAGGUCGACUCGGACAGAGAGACAGAAGUGUCAUAUAGCAAACUCCACAGAGGUUCCUUUAUUAUCCAGCAACUCCGUGAAGGUGGGCAGGGACAAGAGCUCCCUACCUGAACUGGGCAGAGGCUGGGGUUUUUAUGAGGAAAAGCAAGGGUGGUACCGGGGAAAAGACCAAUGGGUUACAAAAGAUGGGUACUAAGGCAUGGUGGGAAAACUGAAGCCUUUGGGAUAGCUCACCAUGAAAAGGGAGGAUGUGCCCACCUAAGGGGCAUCUCUCCAGAAGAGCUGAGAUAAGCUAAUCACAGCCCAUUCCAGGACAUCCCUCCAGGGCAGAGCUGGGGCAGGUUUACCUGCCUCCAAAUAAGCCCUUUCCAGUUUAUAUUGCAAAAUUGCAUUUCACUUCUGCAGAGGCUGAGGAAUGGCUUGAUUCCUCAGAAGACAGUGUUACAGAAAGUGAUGAGUAGUUUGGAAAUAGAUCUUCUUACUUUGAUAAGAAUUAGACACUCCAAAAUAGUGUUUCUUUCACCAUGCAAGGCAAAACAGCUUUCAUUGUUAAUUUUAAAAGUUACAAUUAAAUAAAAAUUAAAGAGUAUUAGAGAGUCAGAAACAGAGAUAAGACUGAUGGAACCAAGCUCUGACCUCCAUGAGACAGUAGCAACCACCAGAAAAAAAAGAUCAAAGUUGUAAAGAAAGGAGCAAGAGAGGGUAGUCCAUGCUUGAGAUAGCAAGCCACACCCUUUUCCCCCACUUCAUCCCCCCAGGUCCCUCUGCAAAAGAGUUAAGAGGUUUUGCACAUGGAAAGCCAGCCAAAAGCUGAAGAGAACAAAAGUCCAGUUGCACCAAAGGUGCUACCAUCAUCAGAAAAGAAACACAAAAGCCUGUGGGUAAGAACUGCACACAAAGGCAACAAAGAGAAUCUUGUGAUUGAUGUCUAGUACAGGUGGCCUGAUCAAGAGGAGCCUAUUGUCAAAGCCUUCUUGCUUCAGCUACAGAAAGCAGCGUGCUCACAGACUCUUGUUCUUCUGGAAAAGUAGCACAAGCUGGAGACUUAGGAGACACCUGGACCCAGUGUUGUCCAGGGCACACAGGAUCCUGCAGAGCCCUUCGAUUUUGCCCUUAGACACAUGCUCCCCUCAUGCCUUGAGACUCCCUCAGCUCUAUGGCCUCUCCAGCACCUGGCCAGGAUUUCCCUGGUCCUCAGUAGCAAGUUGUCCCACCUUUAAACACACCCCUGACUCUGGGGCCACCUCCCUUCUUGCUGGACCAUCCGGUUUUACCUUCAUUAGCACUCAUACACUCCAGAACUGCACCAUGGGUGCAUGGGCCCUCUGAUGUGUCUGACUCCCAUUACUGCACUCAAACCCCCAUAAACACAUGUAUGCACAUAUCCCAGAGUGUGGACGUUGAUGGCCCACCUGGGACAGAACUUGCCCCCCUCCCCUGGAAGGAAUGCCCUUAAGCACUCCCUCGUCAUUAUGGUUAUGGAAAAGUUAUUCCCCAGUAUGCCCCUCUGCUCUAUGUUAAUUGGUUGCACCGCCCCUGUGCCCUCAGUUCAUUCGCCAGUUGCUCUACCCCGCCCCCUUUCUCCCCUAUAUAAACCCUACUCCCUCAGCUCCCUUGAGCUAGUUUGUCCCUGGAACUGUCUGAGGAAGAAGACCAAUAUAGCUUUGCGCUGGAGCUCCAUACGCGGCUGCCGUCCCUCUCUCCUGCGCUGGCCGAAGCGGGGCCUCACAAAAGAGCUGCUCACUUCACCCAGGAGCGAGGACAUGCCUGUGCCUCUCACACGUCCUUUUCAGGACGCUUCCUCAGAAGGUCACGGCACUCCACCACCACUCACCACCGCAACACCAGAGAAAAGCUAGAAAAACGUUUGCUAUCACCAUAGUCUUGUUCCUCCCCAAUUCAUCUCAAUCCAUCCCUUCCCCUGAUUUUUAUUCAUUUCCUAAACAGAACUUUCCAUACGUCUCCUUCACUUUUUUUAAAAGCUCAUGGUUGAACCUGCAGAACUGCCUUUCUUUUGCCUUGCAUAGUGCUUCUUUCCUUGUUAUAAAUGACUCAGACCCCAAAUGGGAAUGAGUGAUAAAAAUUUUGUUGACAACUAACAAAAUGUGCCCAAAGCAAAAAAAGGGACACUGCUGAGAGUGUGGCUGAACAUCAGAGGCCCAUCCAAAAAAUGGCAGGUCUGCCUUUUAUUCAUCUGAUGUUGCAUCAGCCAAAUACGUAUUUAUAAGCAGUCACACUUAUUCCAACAUUUUUCUUAUAUAUCUUCUUUGCCGUCCAUUGGUGGAGACCUUCUUGCCCACUUGACUGGAGGUGAGGUGUUGUCAUGCCAAGCUCCCUCCUGCCCAGUGACAAGCUUCCCCCAUUCCUGGCUGCCUCAUGCUCGGAACAUGUGUACACGCCCUCCCCCACACGUCUCUGACAACCAGGAUUGUAUGGUGGCAACAAUACAGAUGGGAGAAGAGAGCUUUGAAGGGAGAAUAGAAAAGGGGCUGAAAAACAACCUACAACAGUCACUCAUCCAAGAACUUUAAACCUUAACAAAACUCCUUUUAACAUACGUAACAUCCAUUCCUCAUUUGUGAGAGCCAAUCACCACACCACUCAUCUAUAACACUUUGAUCCUGAAAGCUGUAGGAUUCGUAGGCAACUUUGCUGCCCCAAGCUAUGAGCAGAUCAGUUCCCAUAACCACCCACAUCCCAUACAUGUGUCACUGUAUUUGGGACAUUGGAAUGGGCUGCGCAGGAAAACAGUGGAGUCACCAUCUCUGGAGGUGUUUUAAAACAAGAUUAAUAUAACUUAGCGCCAUGGUGUAGUUGAUAACAUGGUGUCAGGUCAUAGGUUGGGCUGGAUCCUCUCAAAGUUUGUCUUUUCCAAGCCAAUUCUUUGAUUCUUCCCACCGCUCCCUGAAUAUAUACCCCCCCCCUCAGAUACACCCGUGCCUCCAGGGGGGAGCAUGAGGACACUCAUGGGCUAUCUGGGCAGGGCAUCUCCAGGUGCUGCUGAUCCCCAGCCCCAGAUCAAAAAAACAGGGGGCUCUGCAGGCUGCCAAAACUCAAUUUGUUGGUAUGCUAAGAGAACCAGACAAGUUUGUACCCUGAAACCUGGAGCUGUGAAACGCUCUGCCCUCGCACAGGACCCCAGGGAACAGCUCAACAGCCAUGCAUGCCCCAAGGGCCAAAAAAAUCUGCAUGAGCUGGAGCUUGCUGCCCUCAGCGUGGCCUCGGCUAGCACGGAACGUGGUAGCACCAAGGAGCCGAGAGGGGCGCGGAGAAAGCUCGGGCAUUUUCCGUAACUCGACAGCCGUGCCCGACAGCGUAACUCCAGCAGGUUACUGGAGGAAACAGCCCGCCGACGGACUGGCUGCCCCCAGAGCGGGCUGGCUGGCUGCUGCGGGAAAGACGAGUUGCUGUGGGAGCGGGCGAGUUGCUGAGGGAGCGGACGGCCGGGCCGAUACUGAGGGAGUGGGAGAGCUGGCUGUGUGGCUGCUGCGGGCCCGGACCGGCUGUUUGCCCGGCUGGCUGUGGCUGGCUGGCUGGCUGCUGCUGCGGGAGCGGACGGGCUGUUUGCCCGGCUGGCUGGCUCGCUCGCUGACGGACUACUGCCCGCAAACCGCGGCCGCUGAAGGAGCCCGCGGCACCUCCCCCGCGCUCCCGUUUCUCGGGCGCGCCCCCGCGCCCAACGCGCAGCCGCAGUGCUCCGAAACAGUUUCUUAAUCACGUCGGAGAAGCCGCUUCCGUUUCCAACGCCGCAUUCCGGCCACACCUGCCCGUGUCCGAACCCCGGCUCGCUCCGCCGCCCGGCCCGCCCGAAGAGGACCCCGCGCUCGGCCGCCCCAGCAAGCUAUGUCCGAGGAGGAUUAUGUAUGUGUGAAGACUGAGGAAGAGGAUGAAGCAAUGAUGAUGGACCAUGGAGACAACAGACUGUCCACACAAAGCUGCAUGCCAGCACAACAGAACUCUGGAGCAAACAGUGCUGUUCACCACAUGAGUCAACUUGCCUAUGGAAGUGAAGGCUUGCCAAUGCUUGCUGAUCAAACAGCCUCACAAAUGAGUCAUUCUGCAAUCAUGCAGAGAGGAAAUGGCCACAGCCCUGAAAAAAUGGAAUUUGCGUUUUUGCGUAAUAAAAGGAAACGUCACUCUUCUGCUGUAGUGGAACACAAUGUGAUGAGAACCGGGGAAGAAGAAUAUGAAGAUAGUGAGAGUGUAAUUUAUGAGUAUGAACCAGACUACGAAUGUGAGAGCAUUUUAUCUGAAGCUUCUUAUACUGGAUAUCAGCAGAAUCCUCUUAUGGAAGUCCUGAGUUAUUGCCAGGCCAUGUAUGAUGCCAUUCAGAAGUUGGAUAAAAAAUUUGACCUGCUUCAUCGUAAGGUCUCGGAGAUGCAGCAUGCUCGUAUAAAGCCAUUGUUGUUCAAAUCUAAACCAGUUGGAUUUACGUACAAAAGUUCCAGUCAUUUACCUCCAGGAAAAAUAAGAGUACAAAAACACAUGGAAAGGGAUUUAAGUCUUCACCUUUCUUCAUCGGGCCAGGGAAGGUGCAGCCCAGCUGUAAGGACUACUUUACAAAAUGGCCACGUUCAAGUGAAUUCCAAAGUACAACGUGUCCCACGUGGUUUCCAGCUUGAAUCUCAGCAGCCUGUUGGAAGGCAGAGCCCACCACUCCCCACUAUAGUUUCAACACAUUCGUUGCAUUCAUCAUACACAGCAACUAAUGGGAUGCCUGACCUUUCACCACAACCAAAUCUUGCUCCCAGUAUUGUGGAAAGUACUGUCAACAUUGCAUCUUCACCUGUGGCAUCACCGUCCAUACCAACACCAUCUGAGCCCAGUCAGGAAGAUAAUGCUGUGGAGUUGAAAUACAGAAAUUCAUCUGAGGAUGUGAAUAUUAGUGAAGAACUACCAUCUUCUUCAGUCUUAAUCAAUCCUAACUUGGAGUUUGUUGGUGACCCAGCAAGAAAUGUAAAAGUUCUUGGAAACCAUUUGGUGAAGGCUCGGCAAAAGACUAAACCCAGGUACGCAGCGCGCCACUUGGUUCGUGUCUUGUUCCCCAAGAAAACUUUGUUGUGCAGCGUUAUGGGAGCAAGCGCACGAGGGCGCAGGACAUUGGAUCCAAACAAAAUUGCUGCAAUAAGAGAGUUUCUUGCAACUAACUUUCCAACCUAUGAUUUGAGCGAGCAUGGAAAAGACUGGAAAACCUGUAUCACAAACGUCAAUGCUAUGAUCCGCUGUUUGCGCUCUGAAACCAAAGCAAACCCAGCAAGUUUUCCUAAGGAGACAACUGAGGGGAAAGAAGAAGUGUCUGAUGCUCCUGAUACAUCUCAUUGUGUAGAUUUAAAUUAUAAUGAAGAUAGUGAAGACAAAUCUCAAACCUUUCAGAAAAUUACCAACUCCAUAACUGACACAUUGCUGAAUUCAGGAUUGGAUAAGUUUCCAGAAGCUUUCCACACAUCUUCACUCAGCAAACAUUCUUUGGAACCUAUGGAACCUCUUGGGAGCCCAUUACACAAUGUUCAGUUGCCUUUCUCGGUCAUUUACGUCGCUAAGGGGAAGACGCGGCCAGAGUUGUCAGCUCGCUACCUAAUCCGUCAUAUGUUCCCUGAAGAUGUGCUGGUGAGAAGCAACGUGUAUGGUAGUCUUGAUCGUGGCAUGAGCCCACUGGAUUCCAAUAAAAUCAGUGCACUCAGAGACUUUCUUCAAGAAAAUUUUCCAUCCUUUGAUCUCAGUGAAACUGGAUCAGAUUGGAAGGCAUGCGUGGGUGCCAUGAACAGCUCAAUCCGCAGUCUCAGACAUGAGCUUAAAAAGGCAACGUCUGGAAUCCGCCACGGAGCCCUGGCAGAGUCCUCCAGAGGAUGCCACUUCCGUAAAGGCAGUGAAAGGCAUCUCUUACAUUGAAUCUCUCUAGCGUGUCUCAAAUCUCAAUUCAGCAGGUUUCUAUUCAUUCCAUGUAGAAACCUGUAACAUCUAGCUGUCCUAUUCAGCUGAGUUGUCAGCAGCACUAAAUAGCAUCAUUUCAUGAGACCAGAAUUAGCAGAAGGCUCUGGGAGUCCUAACUCUUUGUAUAGGUAGCAUUUGUGCUCCUCGCAAAUUAUUUUCACUGCUCCCUGUAGCAUUUGCAAUGUGCUCUCUCCUAAAAGCAUCUUCUUCUCAUGAUUCAUUGAAUCUGAAAGAUUAAUCUGAUUAGAAAAGAUGCACUGUGCAUCAGUACAGCAGAAGCAGAUGGAAAAGAGUAAAGACUGGUCCUCCUUGGAGGGUGAAUCAUAGCCAGCUAAAUUAUCUCAUUGUGUAUGAGGAAUGAAAUUUGCUUUGACAGUUGAAUAUCUUCAGCAAAAAUAUCAGAAAGGAAAAAACAUUUCUAAUUGCAUUUAGUUAACUUGUUGUAUCUGGACUUGAUGAUCUUCGAGGUCUUUUCCAACCUUAAUGAUUGUAUGAUCUCACAUUUUUGCCUCCUAUAUCAGUGGUUUUUGUAGGAUAAGAGGCAGACAACAAUAUAAGUACAACUGGUAAUGUAUGGGAGAAUGAUGCCUUAAGUUUUAGCUUUCAUAUUUUCCAGAUUCUGUACUGUAUUAGUAUAUAACUCUGAACGUCAUAUGAAGUGUUCACAGUUUGGUUAGACAAAACAAUCCUUUCCCAGCCCAAUAACCAAAGACACCGUUGCAGCUUCAGGCCAAAAAAGUGUAAACAACAGCAAAUUGAGGAGAGCAGUCUGGGAGGAUGGGACUUCAUAAACUGAAGCUGUAAUUGGACAAUUAACCCAAGUUUGUAAAUGGACCAAAACUUACAAAAGUGUGAAAAUUUUUGGCUGGUGGUCCAUCUUGAGUGUAGCCACAGCAAGUACACCUUGUACUGCCCGAGGUGUAUGCUUUGAAGGCCUUUUUAUUAAAUACCUACUUUAUUGCUUUAGCACUGACUAGCCCCUGUUCUAGGUAACCUCUCAAGGCAUCAGUUACACUGAUCUGUUCUGAUUUAGCUCUAAAAAAGGACAAAAAAAAAAUCCAAAACAAACAGUCCCAUGGUUGGUUCUGUUUUUUCUUAAUUAAAUUUAAGGAAAAUACUUCUUCAGGAUCCUGAACUCUACCAUCUCAUCUCAUGUAACUAAGGCUUCACAUUUUUAGCAAAUCCCUUGUAGGUGCUAUGAGAUGCAGAAAAGCACCUGUCAAUAAUAAAUGUUCAUGCUCUUGCCUUUCUCUGCAAGACUAAGAUUUAUUAGUGCACUAAGUUGUAUAUUUAAAAAAAAAAAAACAAACUUAUUUUAGCAAACUAAUUUUAAAAGUCACUUGGAUGUUCAACUUUUAAAAAGGAAUUAAAAUUAAUUGCCAUAUAUAUUCAAUUUCACAUCUUAGUUUCAUUUAAGUUAGAAUUCAAGAACAGCAACUGUACAGAAGUUAAUGGGGUGUUUUGUUGGGUAGUUUCUUUGUUAUUUGGGGUUUUUUGUUUGUUUUCAGAAAAGGAAGUAAUCAUAGAAUCAUAAAAUAUACUGAGUUGUAAGGGAGAAAUCAGGAUCAUCAAGUCCAACUCCUGACAGUGCAUAGGAUCAUCCCCAAAAAUGAUGCCAUGUGCCUGAGAGCAUUGUCCAAAUGCUUCUUGAACUCUGUCGGCUUAGUGCUCUGAGCACUUCGCUGGAGAGCCUGUUCCAGUGCCCACCCAUCUGGGUGAAGAACCUUUUCCUGAUAUCCAACCUAAACCUCUCCUGACACAGCUUCAGGCCAUUCCCUUGGGUCCUGUCACUGGUCACAGGACAAAGAGUGAAGAGAUCGGCACCUGCCCCUCUUCUUCCCCUCAUGAGGAUGUUGAAGACCGGAAUGAAGUCUCCUCCAGGCUGCUCUUCAUACAGCUUCCCCUCCAGACCCUUCACCAUCCUCAUGGCCCUCCUCUGGACCCUCUCUCAUAGCUGAAUGUCUUUCUUACAUUGUGGUGCCUAAAGCUGCUCCCAGCACUCGAGGUGGGGCCACCCCAGCUCAGAGCAGAGCAGGACAAUCCCCUCUCUUACCCAGGUGGCCAUGCUGUGCCUGAUGUCCCCCAAGACACAGCUGACCCUCCUGGCUGACAGGGCAUUUCUGACUGAUACUCAACUUGCCAUCAACCAGGACCCCCAGGACCCUCUCCACAGCUGCUCUCCAGCUUCUCAUUCCCCAGUUUAUACAUGCAGCCAGGGCUGCCCUGUUCCAGUUGCAGAAUCCAGCACUUGGCCUUGCUGAACUCCAUACUGUUGGCAUAAGCCUUUGUGUUCCACGCUUUUCAGCAUCAGCCACAUGGUCCUCCCACUGCCUGUACUGGCUGUGUGAGCUUGCCUUGCCUCUUUUGUUGGGUCUGAGUGCAGUCUCGGAGGUCCAGUUUCUUCAUAGAAGGGAGCUACCUGGAAGACUGGCAUAGGGAGUGGAUUUUACCUCUGAGAGUUGUAGAAACUGUGGCUUCCAAAAUAACACCUGUACAUAGCAGAAUUAGAUUUAACUAAAUCUGUCUUCUCCAAGGCAAAGGUUUCAUAGUUUAUUUGUUAGCAAUAGGAUAAAACAGUGAAUUUGCCCAUUCUCACUUAACUUCUGUUCAUAAAAAACAGAUAGUCUUCAUUGUACAGAGAAUAGGACAUUUUUAAUCGCAACUUAGGAUAUGCAAUGGCCUUAUCAAAUAUGAAAUCAGUUGGUAAUUUAAGUUCUUCCUGCUACUUCCUCGCAGAAGUCCUCUGUAGGAUUCAAGAAACAGACUGAAUUUCUGAUUUUCUUUUCUUGGUAGAAAUGUUGCACUGCAAAUUUGGUUGUUUUGGUGUACUAUUAACUCAUUCUUCUGUUACUUUCUGUACAGUCCUUGUUGUAAGUGCCAAGAACUUUGUUGUGUAUAGAUAUUAUUAGUUCUAAACCUCAGAAAAAGCAAAAAAUACUUAUAUUUUUUCAGUAGUUUUAUGAAUUUUUUUCACUGCCAUUCACAGAUUUUAAUGGUAGAAGUAUAUAUUUAUUGACUGACAUGUCUGUUGCUGAACUCUAUUAAAUGUGGUGAAUACCUAUACCUUCCGUCUUGAAAAGAAAAUUUAAUAAUUUAAGUAGAAAUAGUUUUCUUGUUUCUGUUUCAAAUGUAUUAAAGUUUGCUAACUUUUGUAAAGUACAAUUAAAGUAUUUUGCUGUUAGGAAUAAAGUAUUUUACAAAUAAAACUAGCAUAUCGCUCUUUGACUA
This is a messenger RNA of Catharus ustulatus (Swainson's thrush), 11262 nucleotides long. It is a transcript of the gene BEND2, whose product is annotated as BEN domain containing 2. The transcript is spliced from 12 exons. NCBI's taxonomy places the organism in Eukaryota, Metazoa, Chordata, Aves, Passeriformes, Turdidae. The record is from RefSeq and is a predicted model, not a curated record. Gene Ontology annotation, molecular function: DNA binding. Bases 5947 to 7992 code for a protein of 681 amino acids.